GCUCUGGAGACUGCCUCAGAGGGCCUGGCUGUGAGGGCCAGGGGACAGAGGCCGAGAGAGACACAGCAAAGGAACAACACAGGGAGAAAGAAACAGAAGGAGCCCAACGUUCAUCCACAUAGCCAUAGCCACAGUGGGAGCCAGCCCUGGGAGAAGCUCUGCUGCCUGUCUGUCCCCAUGGGCCACUGUGGGCCAUGGCUGCACACUUUUCUCCUCUGGGCUGCAGUGGCCAGCCUGCUUCUCCCCACUGCCGUGACCCAGCAGCUGAGAGGGGCUGGGCUGGGGCCCAGCAACUGGAACGACAAUGCAGGAGCUUCGGGGCCCUCAGAGGACGCAUCGGGCAAGGUUGGCCACCCCACGCACAGCCAUAGAGGCCACGGAGAUGAGAACAAGGAUGUUUCCACGGAGAGUGGGCAUCAUUUGUGGGGCCACGGAGACCACAGAGAAGAGGAUGAAGAUGUCUCCAGAGAAUCCCAAGACCAUAGGUACCAAGGCCACAAGGUGGGAGAUGAGAACACCUCUGAUGAGGAGGAACAUACAGAGCAUGCUCAGCAGGCCCGUGGGCACAGAAGCCAUGGGAAUGAAGAGGCGGAUGAUUCAGCUGAGCACGGGCACCACUUCCCCAGCCACAGGAGCCAUGGCCGUCGAGAUGAGGACGAAGACGAAGUUGUGUCCAGUGAGCAUCACCAUCAUAUCGUUAGGCAUGUACACCGAGGCCAUGGAGAAGAGGAGGAUGAAGAAGAGGAAGAGGAGGAUGUCUCCACUGAGUAUGGACACCAGGUCCACAGACACCAAGACCACGGGAAGGAAAAGGAUGAAGAUGUCUCAGAUGAACACCACCAUCAUGGCCCCAGCCACAGACACCGAGGCCAUGAAGAAGAAGAAGAUGAUGAUGAUGAUGUCUCCACUGAGUACAUACACCAGACCCACAGGAGUCAAGGCCAUGGGAAGGAAGACAAUGAAGAUGUCUCAGAUGAACACCACCAUCAUAUCCCUAGCCACAGACAUCAAGGCCACAGAGACAAGGAAGAUGAGGAUGAGGAUGUGUCCACUGAACACUGGCACCAGGUUCCCAGACACACCCACCAUGGCCUUGGAGACGACGAGGAGGAGAUCACAGUCAAGUUCAGCCACCAUGUUGCGAGCCACCAGCCCCAAGGCCACAAGAGCACUAAGGAGGAGGACUUCCCAGAGGAACAUGAAAGAGCAGUCCGUGGCCAUCACCACCGCGGAGUCCCCAAGGAGGAAGAUGAGGACACCUCUGCCAAGCUUGGCCACCAGGCUCCCAGCCACAGGCAGCAAAGCCACAGAGAUAAAGGGACUGGCCACAGAGAGUCCAUCAAAGAGGAGACUAACCACCAGUCCCCAGAAUACAUGGGUGUAAAGGAUAGAAGCCAUUUAAGAGAGAGUGAUUCUGAGGAGGAAGAGGAAGAGAAGGAAGAGGAUCACAGCUCCCAUGAAGAUGAUGAUGAAGGUUCAGAGGAGGGAGGAGAAGGUACCCACCAUGGCAGCCUGGACCAGGAGGAUGAGGAAGACAAGGAGGAAGGUCAUGGCCUCAGCCUGAGCCAGGAAGAGGAGGAAGAAGAGGAGGAAGAAGAGAAGGAGGAGAGGAGGGAAGAGAGGGCUGAGGUUUGGGUCCCACUGAGCCAAGACCACCAGGAGGAAGAAGAUGAGGAGGAGGGGCUGGAAGAGGAUGAGCUCCCCUUCACCAUCAUCCCCAACCCACUGGCCAGGAGGGAGGUGUCUGGAGGUGCCUCCAGUGAAGAGGAGAGUGGUGAGGACAUGGAUCAGCAGGAUGCCCAGGAGUAUGGGAACUACCAGCCAGGGUCCCUGUGUGGCUACUGCUCCUUCUGCAAUCGAUGCACUGAAUGUGAGAACUGUCACUGUGACGAGGAGAACAUGGGAGAGCACUGCGACCAGUGCCAGCACUGCCAGUUCUGCUACCUCUGCCCGCUGCUCUGCGAAACUGUCUGCACUCCGGGAAGCUACGUCGACUAUUUCUCCUCGUCCCUGUACCAAGCCCUGGCAGACAUGCUGGAAACUCCGAAACCCUAACCCAGACACACGGCUGCGGCGCAGAUACAUCUCCCUGGCCCUCCAACCCCUUUCCACGGGCCAUAUUUAUUUCUCUGAAUAAACGUGCUCCCCGAAACCUCA
This is a messenger RNA of Lagenorhynchus albirostris (white-beaked dolphin), 2157 nucleotides long. RefSeq names its product histidine rich calcium binding protein (gene HRC). Gene Ontology annotation, molecular function: calcium ion binding. The record is from RefSeq and is a predicted model, not a curated record. Bases 178 to 2055 code for a protein of 625 amino acids. NCBI's taxonomy places the organism in Eukaryota, Metazoa, Chordata, Mammalia, Artiodactyla, Delphinidae. The transcript is spliced from 6 exons.